GGAGCUGAUAUAUAAAUUUUUAUACGAGUAGUUCGUUACUAAAAUUGUUAAAACUAUGAACGUAAUGUGGGCCGUGUUGACUUUUGUUUUGGUUUUAGGAGUAGCUGACACGGAAAAAAUAAAAAAUGAUGUUCACAAUAAAAUGCUUACUUACGCUGAUAUAUUGAGGGAUGCAAUUGAAGUUCAGCAGUGGAAUAGCAAUGAGGAGUGUCUGGGUGUUAUGUUGGAGAUUCUGGACAACGCUAAGAACUCCACGUUGUGGGCUGUUCAGAUUAUAGACUCACUUCAACCCCCGGUCGGUCAACUUUAUGGUCAAAAAUUCCAUUUUGGCAACUACGAUGAGUGUUUGAACCCCAACCGUGGGUUUCUUCCGCACCCAGAUGUACCCAACACCCAAUAUUGUUUGGUCGAUGUUACUCUGACAAGAUUUGAUGAGUACAAAAAACCAGAAGACUAUGUGUGGAAUGCCCAUAAUGUUACAACAGAAAAUUAUAUCAAGAAACCAACCAAGCACGGUCGAGUCCUGUCAUCUAUGUUUUUGGGUGUAUGUGUUCCCAAAUCGUGCCAAAUCUCCUCUGUAGCCAAAAUAACUAGAUCUAUACUGAGUAUCAGUCAUUUUGGCGCUUUCAGCGAUUCAGCGAGUAUUAAUUCGAUAAACUGUCAAAAUAAUGACACAAAAGAGGAUCUGUCAUCUUUAGGAUUUAACAUAUUUACAAAAGUGGUGCUUUUACUCUCAUUUAUAACUGCAAUUUGUACAAUCCUCUUGAAGAAUGAUAAAGUUACUCCUAAUACUUUUGUCGGUGAACUGGUGCGUUCCUUCUGCUUGACUCGAAAUAUAGAGAGUCUCACUACAGUCCGUGAUGAGGAAGUAUUCUCCAUCAACUUCCUCAGGGUAAUCACUUGCUGCGGAGGCGUCAUUGCACACUAUUAUAUGUUUACUUACUCAUCAUUCCUCUCUAAUGGAUUGUAUCAAGAUUCUUUGAUGGAUGAUUACGGGCGCUUCAAGACUCAUGUGGACGUACUUUUGGAGAAUUUCCUGGUUAUGUCUGGACUAUUGUUUACUCGAAGUCUCUUAAGCGACCGAUGGCAAAACCCAUUGAAGUUUAUUUGGAAACGAUAUAUAAGACUUGUAGGGGCCCUUAUUGCAUUAUUGUUCUACAUGGUGACCAUGUCAGGACAAGUAACCAACGGACCAGUAUGGCACAGAGCAUUGGAAGAACAGAAAGUAUGUGCUGAUAACUGGUUGAACAAUCUUCUGAUGAUGGGCAACUAUGAUAGUGAUAAAUUGUGUGUUGCGACAACAUGGUACGUUCCGUGUGACUUUCAACUCUGCGUUUUUGCUACCAUCAUAUAUGUUAUUUACAAGAAGAGCAAGACAUUUGGAAAAUAUAUCUUCAUCAUUGCGUUUGGACUGUCCAUCAUUGUCCCCGGCCUUAUUACUUAUGUAUACGAUUAUCCGUCUCAACUUUUUUAUGGAGUUGGAUCCAUGGUCGACCUCAAACUUAACGUUUUAUUUAAAAACCUUUACGUCAAAAAUUACUACCGCGCUGGUUCCUUUAUGACCGGAAUGGUCAUUGGGCAUCUCAUGCAUUUAUACAAACCAAAAUACCAUCGAAAUCUUAUAGGAACGUUCACCUCAUAUUUCUGCGUGGUGUCUGUCCUAGCUGUGGGUGUAGCGAUCCUAUUCUCCGGUCACCACCACUACCUCUACAACAGGCCGAUUUGUAACGCCAUCUAUGCGUCGUUAAACAGAACUAUCUGGGCGAUUGGCGUCUCUGUCGUAAUUGGUGUUUCGGAAUACGGGGAUCUUCCAUAUCUCAACAACUUCUUCGCGUGGAAACCUCUUGUACCUCUCAGCAGGCUCACUUACGGGGUAUACAUAUCUCAUUAUUCCAUCUUGCAGUUAUUUUUUUUUUCUCUACGUAAUACUUUCGCUUUGGAAUUGUUCACGCUGGGCCUGACGUCAGCAGGGGUCAUCGUCUACAGCCUUAUAGCCAGUCUUUUGAUGUGGCUGUUUGUAGAAGCUCCUCUUGUUAAUAUCAACAAUAUGAUUCUGGAUAAAACGUGGAAGAAAGAUGCGCAGUGUAAUAAAAUUAAAUGAGAAAAGAAAGAGAUAGAUGUACGUGCACGAGGAAAGAGAAAGAUAGAUGAUUGCCA
Amyelois transitella is the source of this 2157-nucleotide messenger RNA. Its product is annotated as nose resistant to fluoxetine protein 6. Lineage: Eukaryota; Metazoa; Arthropoda; Insecta; Lepidoptera; Pyralidae. The transcript is spliced from 14 exons. The coding region runs from base 56 to 2101 and encodes 681 amino acids. Gene Ontology annotation, molecular function: acyltransferase activity, transferring groups other than amino-acyl groups. The record is from RefSeq and is a predicted model, not a curated record.